CCCUACUUCCUUCUCAAGCCAAGCCGAACUCCUCCUCUUCUUCCUCCGCUCGUCCUCCCAAACCCGCGCCGCGAAUCUGCUGCCGCCGCUGCGUCCGUCUCGGUUUUGCGCCGCCGGUGAAGAUGUUGUCGAGGAUCUCCCGCCUCGGCGUCCACGCCCUGAGCCGGGCGAGGCUAGGUCAAAAGUCAGUAAAUUCAAGGAAUCAGGAAGAACCAAUUAGAGCUUGUAUGAACUAUGUGGGUAAUCAUUCUCUAUGUUCCGCCAUGGGAGAUAAAGUCAGUGACAGGAGCGAACAGCCAAAAGCUAAGAUAUCUGUGACAUUUGUUGAUAAGGAUGGCGAUGAAACGGUUAUCAAUGUUCCUAUUGGGAUGUCAAUGCUGGAAGCUGCUCAUGAGAAUGACAUAGAACUUGAAGGAGCAUGUGAGGGCUCUCUUGCAUGUUCUACCUGUCAUGUGAUUGUAACGACUACUAUAACAAAUUGGAAGAUCCUGAAGAUGAGGAAAACGAUAUGCUGGACCUUGCUUUUGGGCUUACAGAAACGUAUUCUUAUCUUUUUUGUGAAAUUGUACAAAAUGCAUUACUCCAGUUAAACUAAUCUGGUCCCAUUGUUUUAGAUCUCGCCUUGGCUGCCAAGUAAUUGCAAGCCCUGAACUUGAUGGCAUAAGACUAGCACUGCCAGCAGCUACCAGAAAUUUUGCUGUUGAUGGGCAUGUCCCAAAACCACACUAACUAAGCACUGGGUAUGUUGCAUACCUGCUCAGUUUUGCAGAAUAUGAGAUAUAGUUACUUUUGUUUUUCAUCUUGUUGUAUCUGUAUCCUCAACAUUUGAAUUCUGUAGUCCUUGGCAAGAUAGCGAUUAUCGUCAACUUGCUCCGUCAAAUAACACUUGUAAAAUUCAUUGGAA
This is a messenger RNA of Triticum aestivum (bread wheat), 904 nucleotides long. RefSeq names its product 2Fe-2S ferredoxin. Lineage: Eukaryota; Viridiplantae; Streptophyta; Magnoliopsida; Poales; Poaceae. Gene Ontology annotation, cellular component: mitochondrion. The record is from RefSeq and is a predicted model, not a curated record. Gene Ontology annotation, biological process: P450-containing electron transport chain. Gene Ontology annotation, molecular function: 2 iron, 2 sulfur cluster binding; electron transfer activity. The coding region runs from base 123 to 590 and encodes 155 amino acids. The transcript has 6 exons.